AUGGCUAUAAACGACGUUAACCCUGUGUUAGAUAUUUUGCUAGAAGCGAUCCUAGGAGUUAACAACGUAGAACGUAAAGACGCUACUCCUUUUGCCUAUCCUGUUUUCGUAGUCUGGCGUACCAUUAAGGGUAUUGCCAAGGGUCGCGUUAUUAUCAAUCUGUAUAGUCUAAACAAGUUAGAGAUUAUCACGGCUCUAUAUAGAAAGAAAUUUAUUACGGUAAUUGACUACCGUAAUUCGCCUACAUUACUAAGCCGCUCUAAAAACAUUAGAGUAAUAGGAUAUAGUUCUUCUUUCUUUUACUCUUUUACAUCUGUCCAGAAGGACAUUACUAUUACUACCUUCGCCCCUAUUAUCAUUACCAUCCAGAUGGUCAGACUUACCUACUAUGACCGCGAAUACUCGGACGCCCUGGACAUUUUAAGCCAAGGCUCCUCCCUAUCUGACUAG
Molecule: messenger RNA, 450 nt
Organism: Thermothelomyces thermophilus ATCC 42464
Lineage: Eukaryota; Fungi; Ascomycota; Sordariomycetes; Sordariales; Chaetomiaceae
Exons: 8
Coding region: 1-450 (149 amino acids)
Source: RefSeq, a predicted model, not a curated record